This is a messenger RNA of Mugil cephalus (flathead mullet), 1084 nucleotides long. RefSeq names its product haptoglobin. Gene Ontology annotation, biological process: proteolysis. The record is from RefSeq and is a predicted model, not a curated record. Gene Ontology annotation, molecular function: serine-type endopeptidase activity. Bases 73 to 999 code for a protein of 308 amino acids. The transcript is spliced from 4 exons. Lineage: Eukaryota; Metazoa; Chordata; Actinopteri; Mugiliformes; Mugilidae.
GAUAUAAAUACACAACACACUGAAGAGGAGAGACUAAAACCGUCCCUACAGCAGACAAGGACAUUUGACAAGAUGGGGUUUUCUCUGACCGUGGUCCUCCUGGCUGCAUGCUCCUGCCUGGUGGAUGUAGCUCUCACUGAAGGAAGGGUGAAAGGAUACUCAGCAUCGCUCCGUUCCAGGCGUAUGACUGGGGGGGUCCUGGCCCCUCACGUUCCCUGGCAGGCCAUGGUCUACAUUGCCGACAACAUACUGGACGGAGGCUUCGCAAGCGGGGCGCUCAUCUCUGAGCGGUGGGUGCUGACGACCGGGAGAAAUGUUUUCGUCAGGAAGAGUCGAGAGGACAUUCAGGGAAAGGAUCCCGUCAAGCCCAAAGUGUACCUGGGAAUCUCACGAAGGGACAAAGCCGACGCAUCCAAAGAGGUUGCUGUAGAGAAGGUUGUUCUUCAUCCAGGCUUCCAGAACCAGUCUGACUGGGACAACGACCUGGCUCUGAUCCGGCUGAAGGAACCUGUUGCCAUGAGCGAUAAAGUGACACCUAUCCCACUCCCAGAGGGAGACCAACACCUGGCCGACAUCGUGGGCGGCUCAGGGGCCAUCGCCGGCUGGGGCUGGGGGAUCCUCUUCACACCCGCCGACUCACUCAAACACCUCAUCCUCCCUCUGGCAAAUCACUCUGACUGCAAAGCAGAAUAUGAACGGAUUUCAUUCACUCCAGCUGUAGAUGACAACAUGUUCUGCACCGGUCCCACAAAGCUUGAUGAGAACGUUUGUUUCGGCGAUGCAGGAGGCGCUCUGGCCGUCACGGAUGCUGAAACCGGGGCCGUCUACGCCGCAGGAAUCCUUUCUUAUGACAAAGCCUGCACCAGGUACAGGUACGCGGUCUACAUGAAGAUUUCCUCGUAUUUGCCCUGGAUCCACAGCGUCAUCAGGGGGGAUACGGAGAACUCGGCCGCUCUCCGCUCGGAUGCAAUGUCCAAGAUGUUCUCCAGGCUCCCGUAGAGCUGCAGAUUGUGUUCUUUUGAUGUGGUGGUAUAAUCGUUGUGAUGUACCGAGUCUGUGAAUUUCAUUAAAUGUUUCUAAUGUA